GCGAGAGGCUUCCAGAGCAGCACCAUGUCUCUGUACCGCAACUCCGCCUGGUUCCUGAAGGGAGUGACCGAGUUCACCAGGAAGGCCUUCUUGGCAGCCUCCAAACGGUUUGUGGAGAAGGACCUGGAGGUGUCCGUGGCCGGACGCUCCUUCAUGAUAACAGGAGCCAACAGCGGCAUCGGAAAAGCCACCGCCAUGGCCAUCGCCAAGAAAGGUGGAACCAUCCACAUGGUGUGCAGGAACAAGGACAAGGCCGAGGAGGCGAGAGCUGACAUCGUCAAGGAGACGGGAAAUAAAGAGGUCUACGUCCACAUCCUGGACCUGGCUGAGACCAAGAAGGUCUGGGAGUUUGCAGAGUCCUUCAAGAGGAAGUACAAGACCCUCAACGUGCUGAUCAAUAACGCAGGAUCCAUCAUGAGUCAGAGGGACGUGAACGCUGAGGGCCUGGAGAAGAGUUUCGCCAUCAACGUUCUGGGGGUUUACAUUCUCACCAAGAGCCUCAUUCCCUUGCUGGAGAAGAGUCCAGAUCCCAGAGUGAUCACAGUGUCAUCAGGAGGCAUGUUGGUGCAGAAGCUCAGGACGGGAAACCUGCAGUCUGAGCGAGGCCGCUACGACGGCACCAUGGUCUACGCCCAGCACAAAAGGCAGCAGGUGGUGAUGACAGAACAGCUGGCCAAGACUCACACGAGCAUCCACUUCUCCGUCAUGCAUCCAGGUUGGGUGGACACCCCAGCCGUGGCCAACGCCAUGCCAGACUUCCAUCAGUCUAUGAAGGAGAGCCUGCGGACCCCGGAGCAGGGAGCCGACACGGUGGUGUGGCUGGCCGUCUCCGAGGCCGCCGCCGCAAACGCCAGCGGACGCUUCUAUCAGGACCGGAAGAUGGUGUCCACCCACCUGCCGCUGGCCUGGACCCACAGCUCCUCUCUGGAGGAGCAGAAGUUAAUGUCACUACUGGAGGACUUGGCCAAGACGUUCCAGCCACACUGAGUCCGCAGCCAACUGGGCACAGGUACACCACCGACACUAACGCCACCAGUUCGUACUGACCGAGGCUGGGCCCAGUGGUUCCUCACCGCGCUGCCCCAGCAGAGGGAGGGGAACAGAUCUGUUUAAUGUGAAGUAUCUGGAGUGGUAACACCGUCUGUGAUCGCUGGCUUGAAGUGGAACAAAUAAGAAGACGUUUCUGUGAGUGCUAAGAUGUGUUUUGGGAAACCCAGCCUUCCGAUGACAGAUUAAAGCCGCCUCUCCUUGAGACAUUAAUGACGUUCGUAAUGCUUUUUUUUUAGCCAUUUAUAUGAUAACAACUUUUAUCAUUUAUGAGCUUAACUGUCUAAGGACUAAACAUGUCAUUGUAUGAGUGUUUGACAGUGAUGCUGCCGUUCAGAUGGAUCGCUGAUGGAGAGAACGCUCGUAAACCACACACACACACACACACACACACACACACACACAACCCAGUCUGUCUUUGUGACUUAAUUACCGUUGUCAAUCAGAUGGGAAUCUGAUGUGGCCAGAGUCACUCACACACCAGCUCUGGGUUCUAUGUCAUGCUUGUGUUUUAAUGACUUACAGAUGUGCCAGGUGAUGUGCGUUUAGUCGUGGUGUCAGUAACUUGUCUAUCUGUUGUAUUGUAGCGUAGCGUAGCGUAGUGACUGUACUGUACAGGUUGAACCCAGACUGGAGACGCAGCGUUCUCUCCCUCAGCCUUGAACACAACACAGCAGCACCACUUGACAUGUGCAGUGUAAUCUAUACAUUCAUGACUUGGUGAUAUCUGCCCAGCACCUUUACCUUCACUGACUGUGACUCUGGCUUGAGUUGAUCUUGUAAACGCAUGCUUUAAUAAAGACACUUACUGAUG
Stegastes partitus (bicolor damselfish) is the source of this 1861-nucleotide messenger RNA. It is a transcript of the gene dhrs12la, whose product is annotated as dehydrogenase/reductase 12-like a. The transcript is spliced from 10 exons. NCBI's taxonomy places the organism in Eukaryota, Metazoa, Chordata, Actinopteri, Pomacentridae. The record is from RefSeq and is a predicted model, not a curated record. The coding region runs from base 25 to 987 and encodes 320 amino acids.